Messenger RNA from Camelina sativa (false flax), 674 nucleotides. RefSeq lists its product as uncharacterized. Lineage: Eukaryota; Viridiplantae; Streptophyta; Magnoliopsida; Brassicales; Brassicaceae. The record is from RefSeq and is a predicted model, not a curated record.
CACAUCUCUAUAUAUAAUAAACACAUCGAACGAAACUCUUCUCUCAUUACAACAAACAACAACCAUCUCUUCACAUCAUCUUCUUGAAAUCUCAAUUUACACUAUCACAACAUAAAGAAAAGAUGCAAAUGCUAAGAAGCUUGAGCACGAGGACAAGAAGCCGUCGUGGAGGAUAUGAGAGAGUGAGUGAUGAUUCAAGUUUCAGUUUACUCGGAGCAAAGCUAAGAAGAUCGACGAGUGUUCCUUACUACGCCCCAUCUAUUAAGCUUGGUACCGGUGGUGUUCCGACCAUUCUUGAGGAGCUUCCUCGUCAGAAAUCCAAGAAAGUCAAACCAACAAGCAAAUUUAGCCACCCCAUCUUUAGUCUUUUCUACGGAAAGAAGAAGAAGUCGACGACGACGAAGCCCGAGUUCUCAAGGUAUCUUGAGUAUUUGAAAGAAGGUGGUAUGUGGGAUGCGAGAGCUAAUGCACCUGUUAUCUAUUACAAAUAAAUCGAUUCAUUCAUUUGUCAAAAAUAAAAAGUAUCAAGAAAGAGAGAUUUGUGAAAGCUUAAUUUCUUUUUAUUUAUUUAAAUAUCAAAUCUUUUGAAUUUGGGAUGAUCUAUGUAUAUUUUCAAUGAUCUAAUAUUUUUGUUUAUAAAAAUUGGAAACAAAACUGUAGACUUUUAAGACUAA